Molecule: messenger RNA, 702 nt
Organism: Prunus avium (sweet cherry)
Lineage: Eukaryota; Viridiplantae; Streptophyta; Magnoliopsida; Rosales; Rosaceae
Product: hydrophobic protein RCI2B
Cellular component (GO): membrane
Source: RefSeq, a predicted model, not a curated record
CCUGUAUGAAUCUGAGAACAAAGAAUCCCCCCCAAAAGUAAGAUUUACAAUAGAAAGUUUACAGGGCUAAGUAACCGCGUACAAAUUGUAUCUACACCCACGUGUCUCCUCAGCAGCCGAGCAGCUGUAUAUAUAACCACUCAGAGUCUUUCAGUUUUUGUCACAACACAAAAGCAGUCUUCUUCUUGCACUGUAAACUCCCACAAAGUGUGUGAAAAAAGGGUCCUCCACAUCUACAGCCAUGCCGAGUGAAGGAACAGCAAACUUCAUAGAUAUCCUCAUAGCCAUCCUCUUGCCUCCUCUUGGUGUCUUCCUCAAGUUUGGCUGCCAUGUUGAAUUCUGGAUCUGCUUGUUGCUGACUCUUUUUGGUUGGCUCCCUGGGAUUAUCUAUGCUGUCUAUGCCAUCACUAAAUGAGACUUCAAUUUCUGUAUGUAGAGAUGUGAAGGGCACAUGUGUCUUUUGGUUUCUGAAUUAUGGGAUUGUUUUCAACCGUUUGAUUGAUAGUACUUCAUCUGGUGUAUCCAGAUGGAUGGUUGAUACUUCAUGUAGUGUGGUUUUGUCCAUUGUUCAUUUAUUUUUCUUUCUUCCUUUUGAUUUUAUCCUCCUUCCACCUCCUUAUCAAUCUGUUGUAAAGGUGGAUGGUAGGUCUGGUGAUUCAUGUCUCUUAAAACAUUAGUUAUUUAUUGGGUUUGGACGUAUCA